Messenger RNA from Schistosoma margrebowiei, 863 nucleotides. The record is from the annotation of a GenBank genome assembly. NCBI's taxonomy places the organism in Eukaryota, Metazoa, Platyhelminthes, Trematoda, Strigeidida, Schistosomatidae.
UGAAGACUGGAUGGCGGGUUGUUCGGAAGUUGGUCGCUGACUGCCAAGAUUGCAAACCGGAGUUCAGUUUAUUUCCGGUCGUUACCUGAACAGAUUACCUACCUGUACAAAAAUUUCUGCAUAAGUUAAAUGAUUAUUUAUGAUUAAAAUGAGCCUAAUGAUUCGUACUGGAAAGUUUCUAUUAUUUUGCAUCUCACGUCCAUCAGUUCGAUGUUUGAGUUCAUUUGAAAGUGCACAAAACCCAGUCAAUCUUUAUCCAAAUUCUGAUCCUAACGCUGUUUUCAAGAAACCUACAGAACCAAGUAUUAGCCAAAAUGUUUUCAAUGGAUAUAUCCCUAUCGACGAACUUCAAAUAUCCUAUGCGUAUUCGAGUGGUCCCGGAGGACAACAUGUGAAUAGAAAUAAAACGAAAGUGGAGAUACGUUUUCAUGUUCCAUCAGCGUCAUGGAUACCAGAUCAAGUCAAACAACUAUUUUUGGAAAGGGAGGCUAAUCGAAUUAAUAAAGAGAAUUACUUUAUUAUUACAUCGGAUCAUACUAGGAAACAAAUAUUAAAUCAAGCUGAUUGUUUAGAACGAAUUCGUCGUAUAAUCAGGGAAUGUGUUAACUCAUUAAAUAAACCUGAACCAAGUCCUGAAACUUUGGAAGCAAUUCAAUCUCGAAAAGUGAAAGCCAACGAAGAGAGAUUACGUAAAAAGAAAGAAAAAUCAUAUACAAAACAAUUACGACAAGAUCAUUAUCACACUGAUUUAUUUUGAUCCGUUUUUUAGUUUUCUAUGGAAGUGUAAAUAUCACAAUUGUUAUUAACAAAUACUAUCCCUCAUAUAUGUUACUGUCAAAAUAAAUAAGUAGUACACCAUAUAA